ACGUAAAUUUUCAAAUAAAAACGACACUUGAUAAUCAUUGUGACAAAGCCUUGAAUAUUAUCAAAAAUGAUUGUUCGUAAAAGAAUGAUUGAAAAAAUUCUUUUUAAAUAUGGGAAACGAAUAUAUUUUAAAGAUGCGUUACUACGACAAACACAACGACAGUUUCAUGAUACAACUACCAAUGCUAAAAUUGAUACCAUUGGUACAAAAAAUCCUUCGUUUUUAGGAAUACAAGCUGUAUUUACCGGUGAAUUAAGAAUUAUUGACGAACAAUGUUACGAUCCUUUAUCCAUAUUUAGAAUUUUAAAUUCGUCACAUAAACAUGUACAAUUACCAGAGGAUUUCAAGUUAGACGAAAAUAUUUUGAUUAAAAUAUAUCGUAAAAUGAUAACGCUAAAUAUAAUGGAUAAAAUCCUCUAUGAAUCUCAACGACAAGGACGUAUAUCGUUUUACAUGACUAGUACAGGAGAAGAGGCAAUACAGAUUGGUUCUGCAGCUGCUGUUACAUUGGAAGACGUUAUAUAUGCUCAAUAUCGUGAAGCAGGUGUUUUGUUAUGGCGUGGACACUCUGUCGCAGACUUCAUGAAUCAAUGUUAUGGUAAUUGCAAAGAUGCUUCAAAGGGAAGGCAAAUGCCUGUUCAUUAUGGAUCAAAAAAAUUGAAUUAUGUUACUAUUUCGUCUCCUUUAACGACGCAACUACCUCAAGCUGUAGGUACAGCUUAUGCACUCAAGCAAUCUAAAAAAAAUGCAUGUGCAAUUUGUUACUUUGGUGAAGGAGCUGCUAGUGAAGGAGAUGCUCAUGCAGCUUUCAAUUUCGCUGCUACUUUGGAGUGCCCAAUCAUUUUUAUAUGUCGAAAUAAUGGUUAUGCAAUCUCGACUCCUACUCGAGAACAGUUUAAAGGUGAUGGGAUUGCAGCGAGAGGACCAGCAUACGGGAUACCAACAAUUCGUGUAGAUGGUAACGACGUUCUUGCUAUGUACUAUGCAACAAAAGUUGCUCGUGAAUUUUGUAUUCGGAGCAAGAAACCCUUUUUAAUCGAAGCUAUGACUUAUCGAAUCGGUCAUCAUAGUACUUCCGAUGACAGUACUGCAUAUCGAUCCAGUGAUGAAAUAGCCUAUUGGACUCGUUAUAUGCCAAUAAUUAGAUAUCGUAGUUACUUGGAAUCGGUUGGUUUGUGGUCUGAGCAACGAGAUAUAGAGUUAAAGAAACGCAUAAAAAAUUCCGUUUUGCUUGCUUUUACGGAAGCAGAAAAGGAACAUAAAGCAUGCUGGAAAGAGCUAUUUACAGAUGUAUAUCGUACAAUGCCAAAGCAUAUAAGUAAACAAAUGUAUUCUAUGGAGAAACACGUUGUGGAGUUUCACAAACAUUAUCCCUUGCACUUUUUUAAACGAGCUUAAUGAUAACGAAUUUAACAAAUAAAUUCAAUAAAAUUAAAUAAAUAAUAAUAGCACUUUAAAUUAACUAUAUUUAUAACUUUUUGUCGAUAUUAUAUAUUUUUUAUAUUGUUUGAUAAUAAAACAUUUAUAUGCAUUCUAAAAA
Molecule: messenger RNA, 1540 nt
Organism: Frieseomelitta varia
Lineage: Eukaryota; Metazoa; Arthropoda; Insecta; Hymenoptera; Apidae
Gene: BckdhA
Product: 2-oxoisovalerate dehydrogenase subunit alpha, mitochondrial
Exons: 8
Coding region: 67-1398 (443 amino acids)
Biological process (GO): branched-chain amino acid catabolic process
Molecular function (GO): oxidoreductase activity, acting on the aldehyde or oxo group of donors, disulfide as acceptor
Source: RefSeq, a predicted model, not a curated record